Molecule: messenger RNA, 795 nt
Organism: Penicillium verrucosum
Lineage: Eukaryota; Fungi; Ascomycota; Eurotiomycetes; Eurotiales; Aspergillaceae
Exons: 2
Coding region: 1-795 (264 amino acids)
Source: RefSeq, a predicted model, not a curated record
AUGUCCAAGGUCCAUUGCGUCAUCCCACCUUUUUCCAUGUCGGCUUCAGCAAGAAAACGAGCUUUGCCAAUUUCAUCCUACACUCUACGAUCAACCUCCCAAAUCAAAUAUCCUCAACCUCAGUACCGUCUCUUACACUAUCUAUAUCACCAAACGAGCCCAAGAAUACAUAUUCCAAACACAGAGCACCAAAACCGCCUCUUCCCCGCAACCUCAAGACCGCAACCACAAACUAGCUCUUCCCUCCCCACUAAGUCCCCCUUCUCAACCUCAACACAAAUCAUGUCCUCCGACGACGCCUACAUGUCCUUCUUGGACAAAGCCAACGCAGAUGUGAGCGGUAGCGCCCCGCAGCAAGGGGCCGGCACCGUCAAAACCGAGACCGUGCACAGCUCCCUGUCAGUCCCAAAGCCGCUGCAGUCCGUCGACGCAUACUACAUCUCCGAUACAGACGAGCCCUUCGAGCCUGUGGCAUUGAAGUGGGAUGGUGCUGCCAAGGGCGCGUGGCCUAGUGCUGACCAGCUCUCCUCCCUGAUCUCCCCAGAUACCGACCUGUCUCAGUCCAUCUCCAUUCUAUCCCCCUCCUCCUUCGACCCGAAUAGUCAGUAUUCCGCCGCCCUGGAUGCUGUCCGCGCCGCGGCUGUCGAGAAAGAUUCUGGUGCCGAUCAGUCGGCUGUUGAGCUGAAGGUCUACCGCGUGGAACAAACUACCACCAAGAUCGAGUACUGGAUUCUGGCACUACAUGCGCCUGAGAGCCGUCUUGUCGGUUUGCGUGCUAAGGCUGUCGAGUCGUAG